This is a messenger RNA of Fusarium redolens, 1275 nucleotides long. Its product is annotated as pyridoxal phosphate-dependent transferase. Gene Ontology annotation, cellular component: cytosol. Gene Ontology annotation, biological process: glycine biosynthetic process; L-threonine catabolic process. The transcript has a single exon. Lineage: Eukaryota; Fungi; Ascomycota; Sordariomycetes; Hypocreales; Nectriaceae. Bases 211 to 1275 code for a protein of 354 amino acids. The record is from RefSeq and is a predicted model, not a curated record. Gene Ontology annotation, molecular function: L-allo-threonine aldolase activity.
CUGACACUGCAAUAACAUGGUCGAACACACCAGUUUUUAAAGACAAUGGUUCCAGAACCAACUACUUCUUGUCCUGGGUCGGCUUUAUAAUUCAUUUUCUCACUUCUUUUAUCUAAUCUUCUGUCGUUUCUUCCUGCAUUGUCUAUAGCUGUUCCAAAGCAUACUCUCUCAACUACCUAUAAUCGUUUGCUUCUUUGCUGCACUUUCGCUAUGGGUUCUUUUAUCCCAAACCCGUGUCGCUCCUUUAUGAGUGAUAACAUAGCCGGUGCAUCACCGGAAAUUGUGCAAGCGAUCGUCGCUGCGGCUACUGGACAUGUUCCGCCAUAUGGAAACGAUACCGCCACAGGCGCCGCUCGUCAAAGGCUGCAGGAAAUAUUCGAAAAAGAAGUCGACGUCUUCCCAGUUUCGAGCGGAACAGCCGCGAACUGUAUCGGCUUGGCCUCGCUUGUCAAACCGUGGGGCAGUAUUCUUUGUCACCCGGAUAGCCACAUCAACAACGACGAGUGCGGUGCUCCAGAAGCUUUCACAGGGGGCUCUAAACUUGUUACUGUGCCUGGAAGCAAUAGCAAGAUCGAUCCUCAGUCUCUGCGAGCUGCUGUUCGCCGGAAGGCUGGUGACGUUCAUAGCGUCCAACCAUCUGUCGUAAGUAUCAGUCAGCCUACCGAAACCGGCAGUGUCUACACAAUCGCAGAACUCCACGAGCUGUGUACUAUAGCCAAAGAUACAGGGUUACGCGUGCAUAUGGACGGAGCGCGUUUUGCCAAUGCAUUAGUUCACCUUGAGGCAUCUCCAGCGGAGAUGACCUGGAAGGCCGGUGUCGACGUUCUCUCUUUUGGCUUGACAAAGAACGGCGCAAUGACAGUCGACAUCGUCAUCUCUUUCGAUCCUGCCUUGGCAUCUGAGCUGGCCUUUCGGCAGAAGCGAGCUGGCCAGCUGGCGUCAAAGAUGCGCUUUCACACUGCCCAGAUUGAAGCCUACCUUGCGGACGGAUUAUGGCUGCGAAAUGCCCGUCACGCGAAUGGUUUGGCUCUACGGCUGGCUUCUGGCCUACGGAGUGUUCCUGGGCCUGAGGUUUUGCAAGAUCCAGAAGCCAACAUACUUUUCUGCCGCCUGGCUCCAGCUGUAAUAAAGGAAUUGCUUUGCCAGGGCUAUCAGUUUUACGACGAUCGCUGGGAACCGGGAACGGUUCGCUUUGUGACAUCCUUUUCACAUAGCCCGAGUAGCGUAGAUGAGCUUGUUAUGGCUGUUGGAUCCUGUUACAGCAAGAUGUUGUAG